This is a messenger RNA of Pecten maximus, 2884 nucleotides long. Its product is annotated as low-density lipoprotein receptor-related protein 4-like. Lineage: Eukaryota; Metazoa; Mollusca; Bivalvia; Pectinida; Pectinidae. Gene Ontology annotation, cellular component: membrane. The record is from RefSeq and is a predicted model, not a curated record.
CGUCCCACAAUCUGUGGUGUUCGUCCAGCGGUCUGCUGCAAUGGCGCUCCUCCGAACUUCUCUAUUGUUGGCAGUAGUACCAGUCCUUGUGUUCAGUCUCCCCUACUCAGAGGAGGUGUCGCAGAUCAAGCGUUCCUCGGGUCCGCAAUGUAUGGCGUGCUCCUUGUCUGAUCAUCCCAACCAGUGUACAAAGACAGUUCGGUGUGAGGAAGAUGAGGUUUGUUACGUGGAAAAAGUGACGUUAUCAGGAACGACGAACAAGUUCAACCAGGGAUGUACCAGAAGACAGUACUGUACUAUGUUCAACGGUCCUGUGGUGGGGAAGAGGGAGAACAGACGCGACAGUAACAAGGACAAACGUGUCAUACCAUUGUGUAACGAGUGUUGUACUGGCGACCUAUGUAAUGUCGCCGAGUGCGGUUUAGGAGCUACAACAGCUCCUCCGCCAACGGUGGCACCUAACAGCACCACAUGGGCCCGUUUGAUUGGAGGUUCGAAUCCCUAUGAAGGGCGCGUUGAGGUGUACCAUAAUGGUAGAUGGGGGACAAUAUGUGAUGACCAUUGGAGUGGAGAGAACGCGGCCGUUAUUUGUGGAAUGAUGGGAUUCGGACGUGAUGGUGCUGGGGCAGUGGCAGCAGCUGGAUUUGGACAUGCACCAAGCUAUGCCCAUAUUUGGCUGGAUGAAGUAAACUGUACUGGAACCGAGACUAUAAUUGAUCAAUGUCCAAGUAAUGGCUGGGGCCAGAAUGACUGUUCCCACAAUGAAGACGCGGGUGUGGUGUGCUCCCCAAUGAGACCACAGGACAACUUCAUACUUCUUGUGGAUACUGGAGUGGGUGGACUAAUUUUUCGAAUGGACAUCGACACACAGAGUUUCUCUCCCAUCCCGAUGAAUACUUUGUACUCGCCCUCAGCUAUUGACUACGAUCCUACAGAAGCGCGUAUCUACUUUGUCGACCCAACUCUCAAACAGCUUCUCAGUGUUCACUUCAGCGGUACCGACAUCAGGGAGCUGCAGCAACUCGACCCAAAUGCUGAUUUAGAGAAGGUUGCCGUAGAUCCCAUCAACAAGGUGCUAUUCUAUGCUGAUACCGGAAACGACUUCGUCGCCUCCAUUAACCUAGACGGAAGUGACUUUAAAGUCCUCGCCAAUGAUACCGUAGAUGAGCCUCGAGAUUUAGCAAUUGAUCCCGAAAGAAGAGUGGUGUACUGGACAGACUGGGGAAGCACACCAAAGAUCGAGAAGAUGAAUUAUGAUGGAACAGGAAGACAGACCCUAGCUUCUACCAACAUGAAAUGGCCAAAUGGACUCGCUUUGGAUUACACAACCAACAUAUUGUACUUCGUGGACGCCAGUACUGACCAAAUAGAGCGCAUGAACACAGACGGAACUGGCCGUGCUGUCGUCAUGUCGGACCCAGGCUCACACAUGUUCGCCCUUUCUCUGUACAAACAGUACAUCUACUACACCGACUGGACCAGGACUUCCGUGAUGCGAGUUAACAAGGACGGAACCGGAAAGACAACUGUGGGGCCACCCUCCUUCAAACAGCUGGCAGACAUCCACGUACACCACUAUGGUACAGGCAUGCCAGGUGUGGUUACGCCAGCGCCCAUUGUACAAGACGAAACACACAUGUUUGUUCGAUUGAUGGGUAAAGGAAAUCACAACGAAGGUUUGGUCGAAGUGUACGCUAACGGAGUGUGGGGCACCAUUUGCGACGACGGCUGGACUAAUGCCGACGCGGGUGUCGUCUGUGAAAUGAUGGGUUUUGGCAGAACGAACGCAGUUGGCGUGCAGGAGGCUUUCUACGGAAGUGACAACAACAUUCUAAUAUUUUUGGAUGAAGUCAACUGUACCGGCCAGGAGUCUCACAUUGCUCAGUGUACACUACCCAGUGACUGGGGAGUACACGACUGUGGUCACAAUGAGGACGCCGGAGUCAACUGUCAGUUAGACCCCUCAACCAUUAGGAGUUUUGUGUUGAUGGCCGAUUCCUACAAUUCCGAGGUUUACCGAAUGGACUUAGAGACCGGAAGUUACUCUGCUAUUCCAAAUGCUAAUGUAUAUUCCCCUAUUGCUAUUGACUACGACCCUGUAAGUCACAACAUUUUCUACACUGACGUCCGAUCGGGUAUCAUCAGACGGUCGACCUUAGACGGAGCCACGCAGACGGAUCUUAUACAACUAAACAGAAUCGCCACUCCGGAUGGUCUGGUCGUUGACGACACAAAUCGUCUUUUAUUUUACACCGAUACCGGAAAUGAUGUCAUCGGUAAAGCAGGUAUUGAUGGUACUGGUAACACGAACAUCAUCACCUCCAACUUAGACCAACCAAGAGCGAUAACCGUUGACAAAAAGAAUCAGGUGGUAUACUGGACAGAUUGGGGAAAUAACCCUAAGAUUGAGAAGGCUAACUAUGACGGAAGUGGCAGACAAGUCAUCGCUAAUGGCACAGGGCUUCAGCUCCCUAACGGUCUAACCUUCGACGAUAAAGACAACAAGCUGUACUUCUGUGAUGCCGGCACCAACAAGAUAGAGGUAAUGAACACAGAUGGCAGUAACAGACAGGUACUCUUCGAGGACUCCGGGGCGCACUUCUUCGGCGUAGACACUGACGAGCAGUAUAUAUAUUUCUCAGACUGGACCAAGGACGGAGUGAUGAAAAUACAGAAGUCUGGAGUUGGUGAGAUCCCGAUCGGACCCCCAAGCUUUGUUCGUGUUAACGGUGUAGCUGUUUACGAAUCCAACUCUGGCUAAGUACAGGAUUAUACAGAGGAUCGAGUUCAUCAUGAAAGUCCUCAGUGAAUGGAAGAUUGAUAAUGUGGUUGGUGUGUAGUUGUUUGUAAUAAAUUCUGUACAAAUAAAAAGAAUUGAACAAAA